AUGGACUGCCAUUUUUCUGUCUGGGGAGUUUUGGCCUUUCUGAGUUUGGCUCUUGUUGUUUCGUUGAUACUGAACAUUUCACACUAUAUGAAAAAGGGCUACUACACAGAAGAUGACCCAGUUUAUGGCAAUCUCAAUCAAGAUAUUUUAGAGGAAUGUUGUUACGAGCAGAUGAAGUCCCAGCCUCAAAGGCCAGUUAACCAGCUACAGGUGGAGUCUGCCCAUCAGAUGUGUUAUGCCUCACUUGAUCACAGUGUCAAGGGAAAACGCAGAAAGCCGAGGAGAAAGAAAGGCCCUUCAUUAGAGGAGGAUGAAGAAGAAAGAUCAUCUAACCCCACCAUGAUGGCUUCCAAAGUUAGCAUUUAUCUCAACAGUGAGCAGCUGGCUGCUGAAAACACAACAAACGUAGAAGCCAUUCAUGAUGAUCCCAUGAGAUUAAUGGGCUUGAUUCAUACUACAAAGGAGAGAACAUUUGAAGUGGCUUCAUAA
Molecule: messenger RNA, 489 nt
Organism: Columba livia (rock pigeon)
Lineage: Eukaryota; Metazoa; Chordata; Aves; Columbiformes; Columbidae
Product: T-cell receptor-associated transmembrane adapter 1-like
Exons: 4
Coding region: 1-489 (162 amino acids)
Biological process (GO): negative regulation of receptor recycling; positive regulation of T cell receptor signaling pathway
Cellular component (GO): T cell receptor complex
Source: RefSeq, a predicted model, not a curated record